AAACAUUUUUACGUCAACACGUGUGCAAGCUUGUAGCGUCAGUCCAGCUCGGUUCAGUACGUGAAUGUUUGCAUGCUCGCCGUUUGAAGGAGGAAAACACGGAGGGAUUUGACUUUUUUUUUUUUUUUACCACAUGCACGAGUGUUUUCCAACUAGGGUCUACCGAGCGAUGAGGACUCUCCUACGCAUCCACCGUGGAGAAGUAGGAGGAGGGCUGGGCUUCAUUUUGACCGUCUGACUGUGUGGAGGGGAUUGUGCAAAAGUUAUCCGAUAACAACAAUAUAAAAACAAAAGCUACUUUUUUGUAACACAGAUGCAACACGGGUUGGAUUUCUGAUUUAAGGAAUCAUGAUUUUGAGGAAAAUCCAAGCAGGAUCCUGCAGAGCAUGGCUGUCUCGGGUGUCAUUGAGGCAGGAGCAAUGUUUAUCCUCCUCUGUGCCCUCCCAGCCGGUGCCCCCUCUGGCCCAGACCCUGCAGGGCUACCUGAGGGCCCUGGAGCCCCUGUUGCCUCCCGAGGAGCUCAGCCACACCCGCAGGAUGGUGCAGGAGUUCAGCAGGCCCGGCGGCCUCGGCGCACAGCUGCAGGAGGGCCUGGAGAGGAGAGCCAGAACCACGAAGAACUGGAUCUCACCCUGGUGGGUGCAGUGGGCGUACCUGGAGAGCAGACAGCCGCUGCCGGUGCACUCGAACCCGGCCAUCUCUCUGCCCAGGAGAGAUUAUAAUGGCUGGAGGAGCCAGCUAGUGUUUGCAUCCAAACUGAUUGCAGCAGUUUUGGACUUCAAGGCCAAAAUCAACACCGGCCAGCUGCCGGUUGAGUACAUGCGAGGGAAGCCUCUGUGCAUGGAGCUCUACCCGCUCCUCUUCUCCUCCUGCAGGAUCCCGGGUCCCAAACACGACUACAUCGCCCACCACGGCCGCUCCCGACGCACGCCAACACACAUCACCGUCGUCAGGAACUACCAGUUCUUCCAGCUGGAGGUUUACAACAGCGACGGCUCUCGGAUGACGGAGAGUCAGAUCCACAGUCAGCUGCUAAGGAUCCGGUCUCAGUCCUGGAAGACGGACAAAGAGCCGAUGGGCAUCCUGACCAGCGAGCACCGCCACACCUGGGGACAGGCGUACAACCGCCUGCUGAAAGAUAAAUUAAACAAGGAAUCAGUGCGGCUGAUAGAGACGGGACUUUUCUCCUUGUGUCUGGAUUCUCCAGUCAUGAGGAUAUCAGAUGAGAAGUAUGCCAGCCGUAAGGCCGCACAGGUUCUGCACGGAGGUGGGACGUUCUCCAACAGUGGGAACCGCUGGUUUGAUAAAACGUUGCAGUUUGUGGUGGGUGAGGACGGCUCCUGGGGUCUUCUGUAUGAACAAGCCACAGCGGAGGGUCCGCCCAUAGCAACACUGCUGCAUCAUAUCCUAGAUUACUGUGAGAAACCAGACCCGAAGAGAGCCCCGCUGGUCCCUCUGCCGAUGCCCAAGAAGCUUUACUUUAACAUAGGCCGAGAAAUUAAGAGAGACAUAGAGCACGCCAAGCAGAACCUCGACAUACUGAUCAACGACCUCGACGUGAAUGUGUUCAACUUCAAGAGGUUUGGCAAGGAUCUUCCCAAGCAGCACAAGCUGAGUCCAAACUCCUUCAUCCAGGUCGCCCUGCAGCUCGCCUACUACAGGGUUCACAAUGAGGUCUGUCCUACCUGUGAUAUCGUCUCUCAGAGGAUGUUUCGAGGAGGAAGGACAGAAUAUAUCCGCUCACCCACAAAUCAGACACUCAAGUUCAUCCUUGCCUUUGAUGAUCCAUCUGUAUCGCGGGAAGCAAAGGUACAACUGUUCAGAGAAGCUGUUGAUGCUUAUGCAGCUCUGACUGAUCAGGCACUGAAGGGACACGGCAUUGAACGCCACCUGCUGGGCCUCAAGCUGCAGGCCAUCGAGGAAGGACUGAGCAUUCCCAAAAUCUUCAUGGAUACAGCCUACGGCCUGGCAACGCACUGGAAACUCAGAACGGGGCAGGUGCCUGCGAACACAGACAGCGUGAUGUGUUUCGGGCCGCUCGUUCCUGACGGUUACGCCAUUUGCUACAACCCGCAGGCAGACCACGUCCACUUCUCCAUCACGGCCUUCAACUGCUGCGAGGAGACACACGCAGAGACAUUAUCUCUCACCCUGAAGGACACCUUGUGUCAGCUACAGGAGCUACUGCAGCCUACUGUGUAGAGCUGCUCUGAUCCAACGGGAUGAACCCACUCUUCUAUACCUGGGGGGGAAAAAAACACUUUAUUUUCUUAAAACAACAUUUUGUAGAAGUCUUGAUAAGGCUUGUUUAUGACGUGGAUGUUUUCUUGUGCAUGCCAUGCAAUGCUUCAGUAGAGCGGUUAAAUCUGAGACCAUAUUGAAGACACAGUCUCUGAUGUGCUUUUGAUGCUUUUUUAAAGCUUUUGAUGAAGCCAUAAAUCGCUUUCCUUUUCUAGCAAGAGCUGAGCAAGCACACUGCAUUAUAGUCUCUACAAUGGGUACACUUGGAGGCAUCUAAUGCUGCAAUAUCUCUGGGUGAAAGCAAAACAAAGUUAAAGCCAGCCUGACACUAAGUCAUUAAUCAAAACAAGAACGUGUUUAAACUGACUGCACUCCUUUCAGAAGCCACAGGACGAGCAGCAGCCUUUAUUGAGAAUGAAUAUGUUUCAUGUGUUGCUCUGCCAUCAGAGUUUAAAUGUUUAUGGAAACCAUUGAUUUUGUAGGUCAACACGUCUGUUUGAAAUGGACCAAAAGCUAGAAAGCUGGUUUAUUAAUGGUGCAUGUAUGUAUUUACUGUGUUUUGAGAUGAGUGUGAAGAGGCUUUGGCCUUGAGGGGGUUGUGUUGUUCUGUUCUCAACCUGCAGGACUGGGUAAUAAAGCCGGCUGUCACAUGG
Messenger RNA from Dicentrarchus labrax (European seabass), 2894 nucleotides. RefSeq names its product carnitine O-acetyltransferase b (gene cratb). Bases 349 to 2202 code for a protein of 617 amino acids. The transcript has 15 exons. Gene Ontology annotation, cellular component: peroxisome. Lineage: Eukaryota; Metazoa; Chordata; Actinopteri; Moronidae. The record is from RefSeq and is a predicted model, not a curated record. Gene Ontology annotation, molecular function: carnitine O-acetyltransferase activity. Gene Ontology annotation, biological process: carnitine metabolic process, CoA-linked.